This is a messenger RNA of Durusdinium trenchii, 615 nucleotides long. Lineage: Eukaryota; Dinophyceae; Suessiales; Symbiodiniaceae. The record is from the annotation of a GenBank genome assembly.
AUGGCUGGCGCUUGCUUGGUGGAGAACUUGAUCGAUGAAGAGGCAGCAGAGUCCUUGCGCGCUUUCCUGGGUACCUGCCCAAUCCCGGUGGCAGCUCCAGAUGCGCUCACCGCAUCCUACUGGGCCACCUUCGAGGCUCCGACGAAUCCCGUGGAGCAGCUGAUCGCUGUGCUCCGCAGGGCGCCAGCCUUGGACGCAGUGCUCCGCCAUAGCGUUGGGGCUGAGUGGUGGUGGCAAGACACCGAUGAGACGGAUCCUCCCAAGGUCUUCCAUACCGAUUGCAACCUUUGCUUCCGUGAUGGAGCCGCAGAGAGAUCAUAUCCGGACUGGAGCUCGGUGCUCUAUCUCACUGACACUGGUGGAGCCACUGCGAUCUUUCAUCGUGAAGAGGUGUUGGCUAGCUGGCCUCGGACAGGAAGGUAUUUGCUUUUUCCUGGUUCACAUCUCCACUGCGUGUUGUUUCCUGAAGAGAGACAGCACUUCGAAAGGAUGACCCUCCUCAUCAACUGGUGGACUCACGAACCACACGGUUUGUGCAACUUGGCAGCGUAUCUGGGGGAGCCGAGCAGCUGUGCUGCAUCAGUUGCAAGAUGGGGAACAAUUGGGAUCUAUUGA